AUAGUCUUACUUGAACUUUCGUUCUUUAAUUAAAGAUCUACACUACUCAGAGUCUCUCUCUCUCUCUCUCUCUCUCUCUCUCUCUCUGUAUUCUGGCUCAAGCUUAAUCCCAGUUGUAACUCUUGAUUCCGUUGUGUCUGGGUCUUAAGUAGUUUAAUUUUCCGGCGAGAUUUGGCCGGAGAAUGGCAUAUAUGUGCGCAGACAGUGGAAAUCUAAUGGCAAUAGCCCAACAAGUGAUCAAGCAAAAGCAGCAGCAAGAGCAACAACAGCAACACCAUCACCACCAGCAACAACUUUUAGGCCUAAAUUCUUUCCCUUUGAAUCCUUGGCCUGCUUCAAUUUCUGCAAAUCCUAAUCUUGGUUAUGCUGGGCUUACCGGUAGUGGUUUCACAGAGCCGUUUCAGGUUUCCGGCGGCGGAGAUACCGGAGAACCGGGGUUUCAGUUUCCACAGAUGGAGCAUCACUCUAGUGGAUUCAGAUUUUCGGAUUUUGGCGGUGGGGCUGGUGGCGAGUUCGACUCAGAUGAGUGGAUGGACAGUUUGAUAGGUGGAGGAGACUCAACGGAUAGUUCGAAUCUGCCUUCUGGUUGUGACGCGUGGCAAAACAAUGCUGAUUUUGGUCUCUACGGCCCUGAUCCGUUUACCGCUUGCCCAACUCGUCUUAGCGUGGCUUGCUCUCCGCCGUCCGAUCUCAACCGAGUCAUCUUCACAACCGAAACCCAGAAAAGCCCUAACCUGGUCACGGCUUGGGCUCCAUCUCCACCAACUCUUCCUCCGCAAGCGGUGCUGAAAGACACAAAGCCAGCUAACCCACCUCCACAAUCCACUCUCAGAAACGACGCUGUUGGUGUAUCUUGUAGUUCGCCGGAAAUCGAGUCAGCACCAGAGCUCUUAAAAGCUUUGCUCGAGUGUGCUCAACUAGCUGAGUCAGAACCAGAGAAAGCUGUGAAAUCGCUGAUUAAGAUAAGAGAAUCGGUAUCUGAACAUGGAGAUCCAACUGAAAGAGUUGCUUUUUACUUCACUGAAGCUUUAUACAGCAGAGUUUCUCUACAAGCAGAGAAAAGCUUGACUAUGUUUGAAACGACAUGCGAGGAUUUUACUCUCUCUUACAAAGCUUUAAACGACGCUUGUCCUUACUCAAAAUUCGCUCAUUUAACAGCUAACCAAGCUAUUCUAGAGGCUACAGAUGGAGCAAGCAAGAUUCACAUAGUGGAUUUUGGAAUCGUUCAAGGAGUUCAAUGGGCUGCCCUGUUACAAGCUCUGGCCACUCGUUCUACCGGAAAACCUGCAAGAAUUCGGAUCUCCGGUAUACCCGCUCCAGUUGUGGGUAAAUCGCCGGGCGCUUCUCUCCUCGCUACCGGUAACAGACUUCGCGAUUUUUCAAAGCUCCUAGAUUUGAACUUUGAAUUCGAGCCAAUUCUGACUCCAAUCCAAGAAUUGGACGAAUCCAGUUUUGGGGUCGACCCAGAUGAGGUUUUAGCCGUCAAUUUCAUGCUUCAAUUAUAUAAUUUAUUGGAUGAAACGCCAGUUGCUGUAGAGACUGCACUAAGAAUGGCCAAAUCAUUGAAUCCAAAGAUCGUCACUCUAGGCGAGUAUGAAGCGAGUUUGAAUCAGAUUGGAUAUUUGGACCGAUUCAAAAACGCUUUGAGAUACUACUCGGCUGUGUUUGAAUCGCUUGAGCCAAACUUAAACAGGGACUCAACUGAAAGGCUCCAAGUUGAGAGAUUGUUAUUGGGUCGCAGAAUUGCUGGUGUCAUUGGGCCAGAGGAAGCAGGAACAAGAAGAGAACGUAUGGAGGAUAAAGAACAAUGGAAGAUUUUGAUGGAAAGGUGUGGGUUUGAAUCAGUUGCACUAAGCCAUUACGCGAUGAGUCAAGCUAAGAUACUGUUAUGGAACUACAAUUACAGUUCACUGUAUUCUCUGAUAGAGUCUCAACCUGGGUUUCUAUGUUUAGCCUGGAAUCAUGUGCCUCUGCUUACCGUUUCUUCAUGGCGUUGAUGGGUUAGCUUGGCUUGGUACUUGUUUUCCACCUGGUAAUUUUUCUCCGGUGUGGAACAGAACAAAUUUAGUGCCUAUAAACGCCAUUGAUGGGUGCUUCUUGACCGGAUACAUGAAACCAGUCUUGGCCUAGUUGUAAUUGGUUAUUCUUAACUGCAAUUAUUAUGGAUUUAGAAAUUAAUUACUUAGCUGUUAGUCUGAGUUUGGCCUUUUAGAUAUUUGGUGUUCUUUUUUAAUCAUUAUUUUUAUUAUUGGCUUUCAUGGUUUUUUUAUCUUUUGUUUUUUGAAACCUUUGAGUAUGACAAAUUGUAAAAAAAAAAUAGGGAAAUGAAAUUCGUGGAAGCAAAGUAAAGUUUCUUUCCCUGAAGUGUCUCUGUAAGUCUGUACAUAAAUUUGAAUUUCUGAUAUGGGAUUUUAUUUUAGUAUUC
Molecule: messenger RNA, 2425 nt
Organism: Jatropha curcas
Lineage: Eukaryota; Viridiplantae; Streptophyta; Magnoliopsida; Malpighiales; Euphorbiaceae
Product: GRAS family transcription factor
Source: RefSeq, a predicted model, not a curated record